Molecule: messenger RNA, 690 nt
Organism: Penicillium longicatenatum
Lineage: Eukaryota; Fungi; Ascomycota; Eurotiomycetes; Eurotiales; Aspergillaceae
Product: GNAT family N-acetyltransferase
Exons: 2
Coding region: 1-690 (229 amino acids)
Molecular function (GO): acyltransferase activity, transferring groups other than amino-acyl groups
Source: RefSeq, a predicted model, not a curated record
AUGAAUCCAUCCCCUCAAACCCCCCUUACGAAAGAAAUGGCUAGUCCAGAAUACUCCAUCGUUCCCGUUUUAGAGGCCGACCUCCCCUUUCUAGCCAAUUUUACCCAUGCCGCUAAGCUAUCUUUAAGCAUCAACCGUCUCAUCUUUGAAAAUUGGCCAAAUGAGGCACUUCAGAAAGAGAUGUACAGUAACGCCGUCCUACACAGUUACUCAGAACCUUCGAUGGAAUGUUUUAAGGCUGUCGAUGCCAACUCCAACGAAAUUAUUGGCUACUUUGUCCUUGCACGGAAGCAACCAGUCAAAGAGAGUAUAGUCAAUAACGGAAACGAAGAUUCCCGGCAAGCUACCCCAGAUGGCCUCAAUCGCGGUCUCUUUGAGGAGGUGAUGACAGCGACCACCAAAAUCGCCAAACAAACGGAGACAAUCGAUCGGUUUGAAGUGAUCUACAUGUGUGUGAAGCCAUCCCACCAGCGGAAAGGAGUUGGCUCCAAGCUAGUUCAGCUGGGCUUCGAUCGUGCCCAUGCUGAAGAUAUCCCACUUACUAUCUGUGCUGAAGCUCCAGCAUAUGAGUUUUUCAACAAGUUGGGAUUCGAAGACAUGACACACUGCGAUAUCGAUCUGAGAAAGUAUGCACCGGCUAACAGUGGCUUUGGUAUCUUCCGUCUGACAGGGAUGGUGUGGCGCCCUUAG